AUGACCUUCUGCUCUGCUCUGGCAAGUCUUUUCAUUCCAAACAUCGACAAUGUAGCAGGAAACCUACAUCUCCCAAAGACUCUUGAUGGAUUCAACGUCUCUUGGAUAAGCAAUAAUCUAUCUGUAAUCUCACAAGACGGCCUCGUAACGAGGCCAACCGAGGACUCGCAAAUCAUUCUCCGCGCGCGAGUUGACCAUGAAGGGGCUCAUCGGGAGCGCGAGUAUGUUGCUUCAGUCAAGAGAGCCGUGCAACUUGAUUGUUUUACGGGCUAUGCAUUUGCAUACUUCACCGGAAACUCCAAAGAAGGAGAGAACAUCUUUUUCGCUGCGACCAACGGCAACAACGCCUUAGACUGGCGUGAGCUGAACAACGGCCAACCAGCGCUGACAUCUUCGAUGGGCACGAAAGGUUUGCGUGACCCCUUCAUAAUUCGGUCUGCCGAAGGAGAUAAAUUCUUCUUGCUCGCUACUGAUUUGUCUAUCGGUUCCGGAACAUCUUGGUCCGAUUCUGUCAAAUUCGGUAGCCGAUAUCUCGAGGUAUGGGAAUCUAACGACUUGAAAACUUGGUCUGCACAACGCCAUGUCUUGGUAAGCCCACCGGAGGCUGGUAACACCUGGGCUCCAGAAGCAUUCUAUGACAGCUCGAUCGGGGAGUAUGUCGUAUACUGGGCCUCCUCUCUAUACGCCGACGAUGAUCCAGACCGGAUCGGAGCCACAUAUCAUCGCAUGCUCUACUCAACAACGCGCGACUUUGUAAAGUUUUCGGAAACAUCAGUUUGGCAAGAUGCAGGAAAGUCGCGCAUCGAUUCUACAGUAAUCGAAGUCGGUGACGUGUACUAUCGCUUCACUAAGGAUGAGGGCGCGGCUGAGACGGGAUGCACCGACAUUAUCCAGGAGAGAUCGGAUUCACUCCGGUCGGAUCUAUCGCAAUGGACGCAAAUCGCCUCGUGCAUCGGCAAGAAUGCUGGAACCAGCGCUGUUGAGGGGCCCACUUCUUUCAGAUCAAAUCCGGGUGAUGUGAAUGGAGACAAGUUCUAUCUUUUUGUUGAUGAAUAUGGAGACAGGGGAUAUAUUCCUCUUGAGACUGCAGACGUCGCAAAUCCACAGUGGAAAGUGUCAUCAUCGUACAAGUUGCCGUCAAGCCCACGACAUGGAACGGUUAUUGGAAUAACUGCAGCAGAGCUUGAGUCUUUGACAAGCACCACCUAGCGAUCUCCACGAACGGCAAUAGAAGAACCGUGAUCGAUGAAGUGACGAUCGGUCUAAAGAAAAGUUUGAUGACUAACAUUGUUUCCUGCUUGAAUACCAAGUAGUGAAGAUGAUGAUCUGUAGACUUUUCUAGCUUCAAUAGUCGUCAUCG
Molecule: messenger RNA, 1360 nt
Organism: Pseudovirgaria hyperparasitica
Lineage: Eukaryota; Fungi; Ascomycota; Dothideomycetes; Acrospermales; Acrospermaceae
Product: Arabinanase/levansucrase/invertase
Exons: 2
Coding region: 1-1209 (402 amino acids)
Source: RefSeq, a predicted model, not a curated record